Rotaria socialis is the source of this 837-nucleotide messenger RNA. The record is from the annotation of a GenBank genome assembly. Lineage: Eukaryota; Metazoa; Rotifera; Eurotatoria; Philodinida; Philodinidae.
AUGGAUCGGUUAUUAACGCACGUUCGCUCAAGAGCAUCAAUAUUCCUAUUUCCAACUCGUCAAAUUUCUUCAUAUAACACAAAUUUUAUCGAUUUAAAAUCUCGGGCUCUUAUAAAUCUUGUUGAUCAAUUAGAUGCAUCAAAACAAAAUUCAUCAAUUCCAGCAUCAAACAUUGAUGCAAUCUAUGAACUUAAUUCACGUUUUCCAUUACCAGGACGUAUUGGCUUUUUUUAUGAAACAAACGUAAUAUCGAAACCAGUUCAAGAACAAGAAUUAUUGAAUUCACAAAACAUGUUAUCAGCAGGAUCAGUAGCAAAAAGUCAAGAAGAAAUUUUAUCAAAAUUAAUGAACUCAAAUAAUGUAGAAAUCCGCACUUACGAUUGUCCAACAUCAAUAAGCUCAAAAUUGAAUAAUCUAUUUUUAAAUUAUGAUGUAUUAAAUCAGCCAUUAACAGCUAUAACAGUGGCAUUUAAAACGAAAUCUGAUAUGUCAAAAUGGUCAGUCGAAGUUGAAAAUGAACGCAAUCAAUUGAUUGCACAAUUUAAUAAAUUAGCUCAAGAAAUAUCUACGUAUUUAAAUAAAAAACAAUAUUGGGUAGAUUUUAUUGAUCCAUCGAAUGGUAAACCUUAUUAUGGACCAUCGACAUCAGAUGCGUUAUUUGAGACCGAUGAACGUUAUCGCAAUUUUGGUAUCAACGUUGUUGAUUUAGGUUGUUGUCGAGUCAUUGAACAUUUACAACAUGGUACUCAUGCUUUUGUUGGUUGCAUAUUUACCAGUGCAUCAAAAGUGGAUUCAAAUGUUCAGCAUUUACUUAAAGAAUUUAAUGUUUCUAAUUGA